Molecule: messenger RNA, 11689 nt
Organism: Dinoponera quadriceps
Lineage: Eukaryota; Metazoa; Arthropoda; Insecta; Hymenoptera; Formicidae
Gene: tara
Exons: 2
Coding region: 5419-6699 (426 amino acids)
Cellular component (GO): nucleus
Molecular function (GO): transcription regulator activity
Source: RefSeq, a predicted model, not a curated record
UCGCGUGUGCGCGCGCGCGUCGAUAUCAGCGGCGACGUGUGAACGCGUACACAUAUAGGUGCGCGCGCGUCGUACCACACACACAUCGACUACUUUUAUCUACCCGACGACUGGUCUCUCGGCCGACUCAGCCUUCGAAGCGCGUUCGCGCGCAGGGCCGGCGGAAGACGAGAUACGAACUAGUGAAAAUUUAUAUAGAAACACGAGUAUAUAUAAUGUUAGUAUUACGUUUAGUUUCGUUCUUCCUAUAUACAUCGUGUUACGCUCCCGAUACCUAAAAUGGCAGUCGCAAAGAGAAAGGGGGAAAUUGAACGAAAUUACGAAAAAAACCGACCUUUUGUUCAUGCUGAAUAAAAAGAACACAGUGCUUUUGUCUGUGCUUAUCGAAGUAUUCUGAGCGCCCACAGUGAUGAAACGUUUGACAUAAGCCGCUACAUUGUUCAACGGAGUUUGCGCUGGGUCUCCCUCAUUGGUCGAAGUUUCCGAUGCAUUGUGCUUGCGCGCUCUUACGAACUGCCUUAACAUUGGAUGAGUAACAUUUUAACGCUAUGAGUAACACGCCGAGUGACGCAACCCCGGCUGAAGUCAGCCCCCCAUUUCGACUUGUAAAGUUGCUGCACGCGUACAUAUAUUUCACUAUACUAUCACGCGGUUCAUGUGUUGCUCUUUAUAUGAUAAUUAAAAAAACAAUAUGUCACAUCAAUUCUACUUCACUGAGGACGUAGAUUGAUCGAAAAUGGCGGAGUGACUCGUCCCGAAAGCCAUUCCCAUAAACAUUACUUACACUUAACUAAGAUUUAAGUCGGUCUUUUUCUGAGCGCCCCUCUCUUAAACAUUCACACUUCCUGGAUAAAACGCGCUACAGGUGUUGUGUGUUACUUCAAUAACACGCGGAUCGGCCGAGUGAACUUUGAUUUUUAGUAGACUCCGCCAUUGAGGGCACGUAAGAAAUGUCUAAAAAUACAUAUACCGUUGCAAAGAUCCCUCUUAUAUCGUGAACGAACGCACUCGUCGCGCUCGAAAGGGUUGAACCCGGCAUGUUGACGCGACGUUCUAGGCGCGACAACUCCUAUCGUCGGCACUGUCGCGCGAGUUACUUGGAUAGCUUCGGCGCGGCAAACAUUACCUCAUCACCCGGCAGAGCCACCGUGAACCUUCUCCACUUGGGAUUUUACCGCCGUCACUACCUUUCGGUGCGUUCGAUUUCCGCCGAGCUUCUUUUCUAACGCGUAGCGUAUUCGACCAGGAUCGCUGGCCAAUCCUAUCGGCGCCAACGCCGAUCAUUAACCGUUCUCGUUAUUUGGCAAGUCUGAGCGAGAGUUCGUGGAAGACCGACUGUAUUUUGAUCUCGCACAUAAGGUCGCUUUUUGCCGCUCGUGGAUGCCGAUCUCCUCCUUGAGACAGUCGCGGAUUUACUCGACUCGACGAAUCACGCCCGGUUUCGAUUCCUGCUUCAGAAUAGUCAAUUAUUUACAAGUGGCGUAGACUCACCUAUCUCUCUCGUCAUCGACCACCGGUCGGAUGCGCCGCGAAGCUCCUCCACUUCUAGCUCGUAACCCACAUUCGUCGAUCGCUUCGUCGAGAUCCAUACGCGACGAAUUCUCUUAGCUGCGCGAUCUCUCUCCCUCCAUUUUUCCUUCCGCCUGUAUACUUCUCGAGGAUUUAUAUGGUUAUCGAAGUCUCGCGGCGCACCGGUUACCUCAUAUUCGUCUGCAGCCCGAGCUACGAUAAAACUUCCCCGGGUUGUUCCCUAUGUUUUCGUUAUUCUUCCCUCGCUCGCUUGACGCCUGUUGCGUCGCGAAGAAUCCGCGUCGUUUUAUCACUCGAUGUCAAACUUGCCGCGCGCGCGUCACAGAAUUCAUGACUUUCUUUAUGUUUAGGUACGAGUCAAGUAUGUAUCUCUGACUUGGCGAGAGUAACGUACAGACAUCUACGAAACUGUCUGAGAUAUCAAAAGACGGUCGAAUACCGUGGGCAAAAAUUGCAAGUGUGCGCUACAUACAUGAAUAUCGCAUGAAGUGCGUCAGUCGACUGUAAUCUAUACGUCGAAGAAUCAACGGUCGAAUGGAGACGCGUCGCGAACUUCGAUCACCCCCGUAACCGAGGGUGCCCCGCAUCGAACGAGAUGCAACUCACGAGGACUUGGCGAGCGGAAAAGGAGCGACGGGGCGUGGCGCCUCUCGGCUCUGAUUUAUAGCCAGUUAAGAACCGCAUAUUAUCACCACGUACAACUCUAAUCCUUCCCAGUGUAUUUCCCUCCCUUCCUCAUUGUCCUCUCUAACCACCCCUGACUCUCUUUCACACUGGUCACCCUCUCCUUUCUCUCCUCUUCGUCCCUCCCUCGCCCUUCUCUCCCUAACCAUCUUACCUCUCACCGUCUCUUUCUCCCGCGCUUCGCUCCGAUCUCUCGCCUCCUUUCUCCGUCGCUCCUCUUGUUCCCGUUCUCUUGUCGAUUCAACAAGUGCCCGGUCACGCUUCGCAAAUAUUGCACGUAAGAGGAGGAGACGCCGAGAUUACGACCGCAUCCGUCCGUUCGCCGCGAGUUCUGCCGAAAUUUCCCAGUACUCCCCUCCGAUCCAGAUUGAUAAACGACGGUAAACUUGGAUCAGUCGACGAAAUCGUUAUAACGUACAUCUCCGAUUUUGCAAACCUAUCUUACUCGAUAUACGUACGGGAUUCACUUUCACAGAGAGAGAGAGAGAGAUGUAUGUAACGGAGACACCGUAUCAAACUUCGUGUUGAUUCUUGCCAACCUGAAAUUUGUACUUGUAUGGUAUAAUUUCGAUAUGAUAAGUGCUCCUACGGCGCAAUCUACCGGCGAUAAAUGCGCGGAGUAAAAUAAAAAUAUGCCAACGUAAGCCGGUAUCACUGGAGUUACAUGUACGACGAUAAGUGAAUUAUGUCAAGCGGGCACGCGGGGUCAUUUUGUCAUGAAGUGUAUCGAAGCGGCGUAAAUACUGUUCGAUUGAAAUUCGAAGAACCGUUCUAUCCGUUGUUCGUCUCGCUUUCUCAAAACUAUCGCGUCGUAUUCACUGGUCGAAAAUCUUCGUAGACGAGGAUUCCGGCUGUAACGUCGCUUUUGGUUCGGAAAAAAAGAAAAGGGGCGAGAGAAGGCGAGAUGAGAUCCACCGUAUAGUUUUCCUCUAUCACGAUUCCACGAACGUUCCUCGGAGCUUGACCGGUUGACCACGUCGCGUUGGAAGGAGAAUCUCCGCGAGCGAGUCAUAUUCCAAGUAGGCCGGCCAGCGGAUGUACGCGGUCGCAAGAGAGCAAGCCGUUGCCGCUAGAGACACUCAGCCCAGGGACGUAGCUAUCGUGAACGUCGCUGAUAGAAACGGUCAAAAGUCCGAGCGAGCCGGCCGCUAUCUUGACUGAAAAAAGUCGUUUUUAAACAAGCGGAAAGUUUACUCCGCCGAAAACAGUCGACGCGCAUGAUCGCGCGAUGGAGAUCAACGUCAGUGAGGAAGGGGUCGAUCGAAAUUUCUUACUGCGAAUAAAGCUCGGCGAGAAUGCAGGACAUGUUUGCAGAAGCGUAUCACAUUGGUCGGAGCAAGUCCUCUCGUUGUUCACCACACGCUCGGUCGUGAGCUCGCGCUAUCAGCGUUGCUCGAGGCGGCGUGGUAGUGACGCGCGGAAGCCGAGUUCGAUGGAAACGCGGUGACGUCUGUUCCCCUGCGAGCGAAUCCUAUUAGAUCGCCUCUCUCGCACGAAAUUCCGUACGAAAUGUUCGCGCGUUUAUUUCCCAUAAACCCCCGCGGGGUUGCGAAUCUCCCUCUUUCUCUUUUAGCCUAUGUGAAAAUUAAUGAAACUUAACGUUGCGCGACACGUGGUGUAACGCUCGCUUUUAUCAGCUUGCGCGCUGGUGAAAAGACAUACUACGUCAACAGCUCGCAACUUUUCAAAACAGAAAGAUGCUACAUCACCGGUCGGCGCAUAAAAGCGAACCUCGAGAUCGUCAGGGGACACCGUUCGGGUGGUUAUCAACUUUUUUAAAGCUGCGUGAAAAGACUACGCGCGUAUUUUCCGUGAAAGACCUAGGAAAUUUUGCAAGCAGAGAGAGAACGUUCGAAAUAUACAGGAAUCGCGUCUGCGACUAUUUCUAACGCAAAUUCAUGAAAGUUGCGCAAAUUACCGAAGUUUCGGUAAGUGGCAAUUCGCUCGAAAGUCGGCUCAAAGACGUUAAUCGACUUCACUAACGAGAUUAAUCGCACGAUUAUGAAGAGGAUCCUACGUUACGUCCUUUUCUUUAGAGUUUCGAAUUUCACGCGGACACCUCCUGUGUUUUGUCAAGAGGCGAGUUUCGUCGUCGUCGUCACCCUUUCGACCGACCUUGCCAGCAGCGUAGCUUGUCACUUUUUCCCAGUACCCGCCAGUGGUCCCACCCUCUCUCCCGCCUACCCUUUUUCCGUGAAAUCAAACGUCAUGUGGAGGCCACGUGGACUCAGCCGGCGGACGAACGUGUCGCUGGUGACAUCUCACGGCAUCUCCGGGCACAACCGAGCGCACGAGUGGCGAUACACCGUUUGUCCCCUCUCUUUCUCACGCUCGCGCGUUCUUGCUCGCGCCAACGGAGAAACGCGAGUCUCUCCGUCUCCCGAGGUGAGCAAGGGCUGGAGGGAGGAACGAUUAUUUACUUACUUUCACUCGCGCGACCUCGUACGCGCGUAAAUCAUCCACGGCUGCGUGGGUACUGUGCUUUCGUAGGGUCGCGAUACGCCCUACCACGGCGAUCGACGGUGAAACUUGGAAAAAUUACAACCCAAUGCAUCGCCUCUGAAACUUCCAUCGCGCGUGAUUUUCCUAAUGAACAAGUCGGAUGUUAAUAGUCGUUAUUUGUCUCAUUGGAAUGUCUAAGUUUUUCAGCCGAAAUAUCGUUUACAGAUAUACUGUUAAAUAUAUCGAUACGACUGGAAAACUCGGAUUUAACAAUAAAUUGAAGUGAAAACUGAGUAUCUCACAGGUGACAACUAUUAAUCCUGUGACGUUUCGCUAUGAUUGUUUCGUUGCCCGAUGGUCUCAGAGGGAGGGCUAGCAAAUGGUAUUGUUCCUUUUUUUUUCUCGCUUAACUCUCUCCAUUUGACGAGAUUUUUAUUUGGAUCUUGUUAAUACGAUGGGUUCGUUAAAAAAUAAAACGAAGGUCUUAUCUCGAGAGAGAGAAAUGAAGUGUAAUUUUUCUUGUUUGCGAGUUUCUCUAUCACGAAUGAUAAGGCAGCGGGGUAACGUUUUACAAGAUACUGCUGGAAGUCUGCGGUCGAGCUCGCUCGCAGCGAUCGUCCGCGUUCCGCUGAUGAUUUCUUCCAGGCGGCGUGACGUCACUUUUUCAUCGUUCCAUCGGAGUGCCAAGCGUCACGUACGCUCUUUCGCCUCUGAGUGUCGCGAAACAAAGCUCGAUGUUAUUGCAUUAACACCGUCGUAUUCAUGAGAAAACGGGCCCCCUUAAAACAGCCCGAAGGCAGUCAGUUGCAAUCGUGCGAAAUCAGUUGUGCAAUGAUGGGUCUGCAGGCGACGGCAGGAAAACGCAAAUUGGAGGGAGGUGUUGGCUGCAUGGAAUUCCACAUGGACAUAGGCGAGAGUCCGUCGAAGGUCGGACGCGUGGAGGGUAGCUGGUGGGCGAUGGACGACGGUUGUUACGGGCCGCCCCAGACGUCGACGUAUUACGAGAUGGAGGUAAACUCUCCGUGUCUACAGGCGAAUCCAUGCCAGCCUACGUCGACGAGUUCCUCUCAGCAGCAGUCGCAACAUCACCCAACUUCCCAGUCGGCGCAACAGCAAUCGUCGAGCCCGUCCACGGUGACGCAUCACCACGCGCAACAUUACUAUCACCACCAACGUGGCACCGUUAGUCCCAUCGGUAGCAACGGUUACAGCCAGCUGUCGAGAUCUCAGCCCCCUCAAUGGGGCGCUCUUCACCACUACGAGCCGCCGACGAUACGUCGCGAGGAGAACGGCAAGAGCUACCUGGAACUAGGCUCGAGUUAUCGCGUGAACGAGCGAUGCUGCGAAGGAUCCAAGUCUAGCUGGUGUCGGCGUGGCCGGGCCUGUUACCGGCAGCGGCGGCUCGCCGUGCUCAACAUCUCGAUGUGCAAGCUCGCCAGGUACCGGCAGUUCCCGGAUCCGAGCCUGCACCGGUCGGUCCUGAUCUGCAACACCCUGAGACACCUCGAGCGCGAAAUGGAGAGGGACCGCAGUCCACCGCCCAUGGAGCCGGUCGUUCCGGUGCCCAUCGCGCAGUUGCAACCGCCCGAGCAGGGCAGGCUAACGCCUUUCCCGGUGCCGCCAACGUCGUCCGGGGAAACGGACGUCGACUCCGGCAUCGGCGACAGCGACGACAGCCGAUCGAUCAAUUGGGGUAGCGUGCUCUCCCUGUCCAGCCAGUCGCCGCUCGAUCCGCUCAACAACAACGAAUUACUCGACGUGGACAUAGGGCCCGAUCUCGACUUGGACUUUAUGCCCGGCUGGAAGCUGACUCCCCUUCAGGCGGACGACAUCCUGAGGACAACCCAGGAGCAGCAUCACCACCACCACCAUCACCAUCACCAUCAUCACCACCAUCAGCAUCACCACCACCAGCAGCAGCAGCAGCAUCUAAUGGGCAGCAGCUGCGGCAGCAGUUGCGGCAACAGCAACGUCGGUAGCGCCGGCGUCAGUAGCGGUAGCAGCAGUAGUACGCACGAGUCGUUGAUGUGCGUGGGAUCAUAGCCCUCGACCUUGACGUCGUUGAGUCACCUGAUCGAUUUCUAUCCGCUGACGCCGCAGGGCAAGUAGACUCCGCGAAGACGCGGGUGAAAGAGAGAGACGACGAUGGUGCGGUGUGCUCGGCCGGCGACUCUCGAGGAGUCUCUGUUUUGCGUUAAUUUAUUGUCAAUUAUGUACAUCCGCGUAGAUCACACACACACACACACACACACACACACACGUACCGACCUUCUGUGACACUUGCGUUCUUCCUUCGCUCCUCUUAUCACCGCUACCACCGCUAGUACUCUAACCCUAAUUACCCCUAUUGUUACCACUAUUUCUACUAUUACUAUCGCCCGCGACUACUUAUUACUAUCGUUACCGUUACUUCUAUCGCUACUAUUACUACUAUUAUUACUAUUACUAAUACUACUACGAUUACUACUACUACUACCGCUAUCGCUAAUCAACGUGUCUCCCGUAUUUGCUCCCCGAGGGACGGACGCGAGGGAGGGACACGCGGCGUUUCGCAGGUGCAGUCGAGAUUGAGUAUUCUUAACGAACGGGGAGAGAAAAGAAGAGAGGGGAAUGGACCGUCAGCGAACCGACAGGUGCGUGUUGGACGAUCCUCCCAGCAGAAAUUCGGGCGUGCAACGAGAUAAAGGAGAGCUCCAUCUUCGCCGCCGCGUGAAAUUUCGGCCGAGAUGGGUCGCUGCGAAAUUCGGGAAGAAUCGAUCGAACCGGCAGCACGCGGGAAUACUCCGAUGAUCAUCGGCCGAUCGCGCCUAUUUGAGGUAACGUCGAGUUAGCCGCAAGUCUAUGCGCGAAAAGAGGUAUCCGGAAGAAUCGGUAGAAGAGAGCGGGAAAAUUGGCUCGAUUCUCGCGUCGAAUGCUACCUUUCCAGGACUGAAGGACGACGUGAGCCAUGUUUCACAGCUCGCUCUGCGGAAUCUUCCCCCUCUCGCACCCCGACGUUGCUCGAGAAGGCCGACCUUUUUUUCACGCUACCGACACUUCGCGAGUUCAGGAAGAAUGCGAGCGAUUAACAAUAAGGCAUAUCGCGCGUAUGGAUACCAACACACGUAAGCAUACACAACCGCCGUGGCCUAUAUUAUACGCACGGAGAGACACGCAAGUCGUACAGGCCGGCUGUUCUCCUUUUUAGACACACACACACACACACACACACAACAUAUAUGCAAACACAGAGCUAAAUUCGCACGGAUCGCUCGCAGCGUCCGUCGCUCGGGGUCGUCGUGACGCGUCCUGCCGUCGUAAGCGUGACACGAUGUAAGUCGGCGUCCCGGAAACUUCUUCCGGCCGCACCACCUUCGGCUAGCGUGAAUUCUACUUCGCUGUCUCGCCUCAAAUCUCGGGGUCACGUGUGUUUAACAAGAUCCGAGGAGAAAUAUCACGAGGAGGAAGGUGCCUCUUUAUUUAGAAUUGAUCAGAUCCCGCAUCGUUAAAGCAUAAAGCAUACUCGAUCAUUUUUGUGUGUCGUCAGACCCCGAUUGAGGAGGCGAAACAGUGUAGACAGGAACGAACAGAGAAUUUCUGAUCCAGAGCAGGGUGACCUCAGGUUGUUGGUGCGAUCGUUUGCGAGCGAGAGAGAUUGUGUGUGUGUAUGUAUAAAAAAGAGAGAAAGAGGAAAACAGGACUUAAACAGUUGUGUUAGAAAUACAAUUUGGACUGUGUGAUAACACGUUUUAACCGGCGAGCGUAGCGCGCGAUAAGCACAUCGCGCUCAAAUCAGGGAUUAUUUUCAUACAGCGAUUGUACGAAAGAUCAUAUUCUCGAGUAAUUUUGUCCACCUUGAUUUGUAACGCUGUAUACUUAUACAGAUAUAAAAGUACAAAUGAUUACGAUACACUUCUUGUUUUAACACAAUUGCUCGUGCGAACGCUCGCUGGUUAAUGACGUCGAUUUGCAGCUCGAGGGAAUUAUGUGUUUCAGCAAAUAAUGAUAAUUACUCAGAAUUAUUUCGACAUUUCCUUGUUUUCAGACUGCGCGAAAAGCGUAUAUCGUACGUUACUAAUCGCAAGUCAAAAUGUGGGAAUUAAACAUGCAAAAUAGUCCAUCAAACUCCUACGCAACUGGUUAACCCUAAAAUGCAUGACAUGGGCCAAUGUGACCCAACCACUGUUUUAAAUUGACCUUCCCGCGUAAGAGAUGUCUUGCUAUUCACAAAGAAAAUAUCUCUUGCGGCCGACUAAUGUUGCGCGUGAAAAUUGUGAUAAUAAUGGAGCAGAUGAAUAGGUCUUCGCGAAAUUUGUUCCGCAAGAAUGCAUUUUUUGAAGUCACUUUUAUCGGAGAAAAGUGUGAAAAAGCAAGAUCACGAGCAAGGAUAAAUCUCAAUUGCGAAGAGGGUACUACUGACCGUGUCAUGCGUUCAUUAGUGUGUACGAGGUGACACACCCCACGGAGACGCCGACGCGUGGAUAUCUCGUGUCUCGACGUGCGACGUCGACAAAUGUACCUGCAUUUUAGAGAUCGGGGUAACGUCCUCCCCUACGGAUCGUCGCACGGUGGCCACUGCGCGCCACUGAUCUCCCACUAAAUGUAUCAUAUGUACACAUAUAAAUAAAGUGGCCGGCGUGCGUGCGCGUGAAGGAGAGGCGGGAACGCUCGAGAGUUAAGGUGUCGAUUUUUAAGCACGACCCCGGACGCAUCUUCGCGUGGAUCCGUGCGCGAUCUCGCCCUCAACGUCCACGAAUCCAUUCAAGAGCAGCUAUACUUAAAGAAGAAAAAGAAGAAAAAAGCUAAACGAUUUAAGAAAGUCUAACGUUACGAAGAGAUAUAAUAACUUAUCGACUCGACUGAUUACUUAAACAAGAAAGAGAGAGAGAGAAAGUGAACGAGUAAACGGACGAAUGUGUGCGCGCAUGAAAGAAGAAGAAAGAGUGAGUGUAUAAAAAAGAAAAUAUUGUAACUAUAUCAUGAUACACAUAUAUAUAUAUAUAUAUAGAGAGUUGAUCUAAACUGUAAUUAUAUAUGAUGUUCUCUCUUUCACGGUGACACGGACACGCAAUACAUACAUGAACACACUCGAUAUACAAACGUACGCGAGAUAUAUUAGGUAUUUGUUGUAAAUAUAUACAUAUAUAUACAUAUACACACACGUUACUUACUAAGUCUAGAAUCUUAAGCAUAAACGCGAAUCGUCGAGAAAGAAGAAACCCUUCACCUUCAUCCCUUCCCGAGUCGCGUCCUGCCUCGCGUUCCAUUUUCUACUUUGUAUUAUACUACAUUACGAUCGGCACACCUCCUCUCACACGCCCUCCCCUUCUCCUGCCCGGACGCUUCCUUCUCUCGUCGACCUCCACCUCUUCCUCCUCUCGCGAUAAUGCUCCCCCUUUCUCCGCGCGAUUUCUCCGCGGAAACGACGAGCAAUAUUACUUUUAACAAGCGCGCGCGGAAAAUUUAGGGAAAAAGAGCAUAUGUACAAAUCGACGCACGACCGUGCACGAGUGUCAAUCGCGUCGGAGAGCAAAUGCAAAAAGUAUCAGCGGCGAUUGAAGAAUCACUGACUCCCUUUCGACUGGGAGAGCGGAAUCCACAGGAUGUCCUGGUUGCGCGCUUUCUCGCGGGAUCUUCUCGCAGAACGCAAUUUUUCGUUAACUCGGCGCUGCUCACGAAAUUUGAACGUCGCGUGAAUUUAAUCGGCGAGCCGCUCUUGAAAUUCGACCGAGUCUAUUCGAAACGAAGAAUCUAUGUCAGCACUCGCCGAUUCCAAAGUUACGUUUGCACGAGAAAGUCGGGAGAGAGAGAGAGAGAGCACGAUGCGUGACGGACAUCCUGCGGAACGAGAAGGGAGAGCCGGAAGCGAGUCGCGUUUCUAAUCCGUUUCACCCUCCGGUUAUAUUGUACGCUGAAGGGAGAAUUCAGCGUGUGUCCGAUUGCUCCGCGGAAGAACACUUCACAGCCGAAACUUCAUCAACCGCUGUGAAACGAUUGUUUAACGGACGUGAGAUUGCUCGCUGUGUCCCUCCGCGGAGCAGUCGCGUUGUUCUUCCACGAUGUUAUUGAAUCUUGUAGUCGCGCGUGUUCGUUUCUGACCCCUAUUCUACUCCGGCCGAGUGUAGCAGACAGGUGUGUACGCGGAAGAUACGUGAGUCAGCCCUGCGUUAUUUGCGUAUCUUCGUCCCGAAUACAGAGCUCAAAGUAUAUUCUUAAAGAAAGAAAGAAAAUAGAGAGAAGAAAGCAUCGAAGGGGUGACAUCAAGGGCCGUGCUGGUGGCGACCGCCAUCUUGGAUUCACGCACAAACGACAGCGAUCGCCGCCGUCGGCCACACGAACGUAGGCGAAUUCGGUCGAAGAAUAACCGCCAAAGUUUUCCCUCGCAAACACAUUUUCUGCUAUGCGCGCGACAAUUAUUUAAGAUUGCGGCAAUUAUAGGCAAUAAUGAGAAUUCACGGUUCCGCCGGAAGAAGUUCGCCUACGUUUACGACUUCCUUCCCAGACGGCGGGAAGUGUCCGUCGUAAAAGACGUCUGUCUCUCCCGCGACGAUCAGCUUCCGCGCGAAGUGCGAGCGAGCGCCGCCGGCAUCGGUGCGCCAAGUUUUUCAGGCUGACGGACGCGCGUAUCUCGUGAAGUGCCUAAAAACCGCCGAAAGAGAAAGUUACGGCUGUUAAGCGCGACAGCAAGGUCGCGAACGCGCGCGAGUUUUCGGCACGCAUAAUACCGGUGACACCACACUAACGAUUGUAACGCGUUUUUCUUUACAUCCUUUCCCUUUCUUUUUUUCACGGGAUGGAGGCGUACUGUAAAUAAUAUAAAUAGCGCGAAGAUACGUUUAAGCGAAAUAAAGAGGAUAUAAUAAGUCUAAUACGAGAAAAAUAUAUAUAUAUAUAAAUAAGAUAUUAUAUAUAUUAUAUAUAUAUAUAUAUUAAAGAAAACACAGAGCGCAUAUAAAAUGCAUACGCGUGAGAGCGCGUAUGCGUAUAUAUGUGUAUAGGAUUGUAUGUGUACAUAUAUACAUACAUAGAUAUGUAUAUACACACGUACAAUUGU